AUGUUGGGUGUCUGGCGACCAGCACAGGCGACCAGCACAGGCGACCAGCACAGGCGACCAGCACAGGCGACCAGCACAGGCGACCAGCACAGGCGACCAGCACGGGCGACCAGCACGGGCGACCAGCACGGGCGACCAGCACGGGCGACCAGCACGGGCGACCAGCACGGGCGACCAGCACGGGCGACCAGCACGGGCGACCAGCACGGGCGACCAGCACGGGCGACCAGCACUGGCGACCAGCACAGGCGACCAGCACAGGCGACCAGCACAGGCGACCAGCACAGGCGACCAGCACAGGCGACCAGCACAGGCGACCACUACAACACGGACACUGCCACAGAAAUGAUCUUCUCCAAACCUUUAUCAAUAAGCAUUGAAUUACAUCACCAGAUAAUAGAACUCGAUAAUUAA
Molecule: messenger RNA, 414 nt
Organism: Procambarus clarkii (red swamp crayfish)
Lineage: Eukaryota; Metazoa; Arthropoda; Malacostraca; Decapoda; Cambaridae
Source: RefSeq, a predicted model, not a curated record